Molecule: messenger RNA, 810 nt
Organism: Colletotrichum phormii
Lineage: Eukaryota; Fungi; Ascomycota; Sordariomycetes; Glomerellales; Glomerellaceae
Product: cytochrome b5-like Heme/Steroid binding domain-containing protein
Exons: 2
Coding region: 1-810 (269 amino acids)
Cellular component (GO): endomembrane system; membrane
Source: RefSeq, a predicted model, not a curated record
AUGGCCGACGACGCAGCGAGCGUGCGGCAACGCAAGCGCGUCGAAGAAGUCGACUCGGACGGCAACGCCAUUGACGAGGACGCACCGGCUGUCACGACAGGAGAGAAGAAGAGCAAAAAGUCCAAAAAGGACAAGACGUACACGGACGAGUACAGCCCCUACCUCGACAUCCUCCGCCUCCUCAGCUUCUUCUUCCUCGCCUCGUGCGCCCUGAGCUACCUCCAGAGCGGCGGCGAGAGCUUCUUCUGGGGCCAGAAGAAUAAGCCAUGGUACAUGAAGCCUAGCUACUGGAAGGCCAAAUGGAACGGCCCCCUCUACCUAACCCCCGAAGAACUCCUCCAAUACGACGGCUCCGACCCCUCCAAACCAAUCUACCUCGCCAUCAACCACACAAUCUUUGACGUCUCCGCCAACCCGCGCAUCUACGGCCCGGGCGGCUCCUACAACGUCUUUGCAGGCCGCGACGCCUCCCGCGGCUUCGUCACGGGCUGCUUCGUCGAGGACCGCACCCCCGACAUGCGCGGCGUAGAAGACAUGUUUUUGCCGUUGGACGACCCCGAAGUCGACCGCCACUGGUCGUACGCCGAUAUGCAAGCCCUCCAGGUCGAGGAGCGCGCGGCGGCGGAGAAGAAGGUGCACGAUGCGCUGAAGCACUGGGUUGAUUUCUUUAGCAAGAGCGAUAAGUAUGGCGAGGUGGGGCGGGUGAAGAGGGAGGAUGGGUGGUUGGAGAAGGAGAAGAGGAGGCUGCUUUGUGAGCAGGCGCAGAAGGGGAGGGUGAAGAGGGUUGUUCCUGGACAGGAGAAGAAUUAA